Messenger RNA from Phragmites australis (common reed), 1377 nucleotides. RefSeq names its product probable serine/threonine-protein kinase PIX13. Gene Ontology annotation, molecular function: ATP binding; protein kinase activity. The transcript is spliced from 6 exons. The coding region runs from base 28 to 1377 and encodes 449 amino acids. NCBI's taxonomy places the organism in Eukaryota, Viridiplantae, Streptophyta, Magnoliopsida, Poales, Poaceae. Gene Ontology annotation, biological process: protein phosphorylation. The record is from RefSeq and is a predicted model, not a curated record.
GGAAGCAGUGCUAGUUUGCCUCCGGCCAUGGGCAAUUGCUUCGGCUCCGACGUCCCCGAGGUGGAGGCCGUCAAGGCAAUGGCCCAUCAUGCGCACGCACACCCCCAAGUGGCAAUGGCGAGGCGCGUCAUGGCCGCGUCCAGUGUCCACGCCGCGACGAGCCCAGGGAUGCCCGGUAAGUCGCCGCCGAGCGCGGCCACGACCACCGGUGGUAGUGGCAGCAGGCGCCCGGCGGGUGCAGGCGCGCCGAACGGCGGCAGCGAGGCCUGCACGGAGGGGAGGAUCCUGGAAGCGCCCAACCUCCGGGUCUUCACGUUCGCGGAGCUCAGGGCCGCCACCAGGAACUUCAAGACGGACACCGUCCUCGGCGAGGGCGGGUUCGGGCGGGUGCACAAGGGCUGGGUCGACGAGAGGACCAUGAGCCCCGCGCGGAACGGUGCCGGCAUGCCGGUCGCCGUCAAGAAGCUCAACCCAGAGAGCUUGCAGGGCGUGCAGGAAUGGCAGUCCGAGGUGAAUUUCCUGGGAAGGCUUUCGCAUCCCAAUCUGGUGAGGCUGUUGGGGUACUGCUGGGAGGACAAGGAGCUCCUGCUGGUGUACGAGUACAUGGCCAAAGGCAGCCUGGAGAACCACCUCUUCAGAAGCGAGCCACGCAAGGGCGGCGGAGCCGUGCAGCCACUGUCGUGGAGCCUCCGACUGCGCAUUGCGAUCGGCGCGGCCCGCGGGCUGGCCUUCCUGCACUCGUCGGAGAAGCACGUCAUCUACAGGGACUUCAAGGCCUCAAACAUCCUCCUCGACACGCACUUCAACGCCAAGCUCUCCGAUUUCGGCCUCGCCAAGGACGGCCCCGCCGGCGGCAGCAGUCACGUUACCACCCGCGUCAUGGGCACCUACGGCUACGCGGCCCCGGAGUACGUCGCGACAGGUCACCUGUACGUGAAGAGCGACGUGUACGGGUUCGGUGUGGUGCUGCUCGAGAUCCUUACCGGCCUACGCGCGCUGGACACGGACCGGCCGACGGCGCAACACAACCUUGUGGACUGGGCCAAGCCGUACCUGGCGGACCGGCGGAAGCUGGCGCGUCUGAUUGACCCGCGGCUCGAGGGGCAGUACUCGUCCAAGGGCGUUCAGCGCGCGGCGCAGCUGACGCUGCGGUGCCUCGCCGCCGACCACAAGAACCGGCCCUCCACGAAGGAAGUCGUCGCGGUGCUCGAGGAGAUCGAGUCCAUGUCCAGGACCACAACAAGGCUGGAGGGCUCGGCGUCCCCGCGCCCCACGGCGCGGAACGGUCACAGUAAACGGCCCGGCUCGGGCUCAGGCUUGGACUGGGCUGGCCCUGCCGGUGGCCACCGCAGCCACCCGUCUCCUAGAGUAAGAUAA